This is a messenger RNA of Tribolium castaneum (red flour beetle), 496 nucleotides long. RefSeq names its product Nedd8 ubiquitin like modifier (gene Nedd8). Gene Ontology annotation, molecular function: ubiquitin protein ligase binding; protein tag activity. The transcript has 3 exons. Gene Ontology annotation, cellular component: cytoplasm; nucleus. Lineage: Eukaryota; Metazoa; Arthropoda; Insecta; Coleoptera; Tenebrionidae. The record is from RefSeq and is a predicted model, not a curated record. Gene Ontology annotation, biological process: protein neddylation; regulation of proteolysis; modification-dependent protein catabolic process. Bases 155 to 394 code for a protein of 79 amino acids.
AAGAAAUCUGCAUUACCAUCACGGUUAAAAAGGUGACAGUUGCAAAUUUUCAGCUGAAUAUCGAAAAUUACAGUUAUUAUUUGUAUAAUUUGAUAACCCGCUUGUGGGACCAAAUAAUAAGUUUUUGUCGGUAUUUAAAAAAAAAUCGAGCACAAUGUUAAUCAAAGUUAAAACUCUUACCGGUAAGGAGAUUGAGAUUGACAUAGAACCGACAGAUAAAGUCGAAAGAAUUAAAGAACGAGUAGAGGAAAAAGAAGGGAUUCCACCACAGCAACAAAGGUUAAUCUUUUCAGGAAAACAAAUGAAUGAUGAAAAGACUGCUCAAGACUAUAAAGUUCAAGGCGGUUCUGUCCUGCAUUUAGUUUUAGCACUUCGUGGUGGCACAUCAUUCUAAGUUCACCCUUUGGUUCAUCUUUAGAUUACUAUGUAAAUCAUUUAAUAUUCAUUCUUAUUUUUUGAUUCCUUUGUUUUAAUAAAUGUAUGUGGUAACUUAAAA